GAGUGCAGGUGAACAGACCCCACCCACGUCCACACGCACAUUAAACUGAGAAAACUGGAGUCACAGGCAGGGGUGUGACACAACUCACCUUGCUCCUUACAUUUUUGUGGCACUAUAUAAACUGAUGCAGAUUACUUCUGUCAAUAGUGUGCAUCAGAACAGUCAUGGGUUUCCUGCUGCUGCUUUGUGGCACGCUGCUUCUCCUCAGCUGCCCAUGUAAGACCAUGUGGGCAGGGAAGGAGUUUGCACUCUGUUUUAUGCAGAAUUAUCGACCACACUAUGACACUCCGAGCUUCCAACUGCACAUCACUGCUGUUCAGACUGACACUACAGUCACUGUGGACGUGCCAUCUUUAAAGUUCAGAGAAAAGAGGGACCUAAAGGCUGGGAAGGGGGUCACCAUCUCCCUGCCCAAUAAAGUAGAGCUGUACGGCACUGGGAAGUCAUCCAAUACAGUGCGCGUUGAAGCUUCUGCACUUAUCAGUGUAACCUCCUCCAGCAACAAGCGCUACACCACUGACACCACUGUGAUCCUGCCUACCACUGAAUGGGACACUGAAUAUUUCAUAUUUACUCCAAAUGGAUCUCCUUAUGGCACAUAUAAAGAGUUUGCAGUGACAAAUGGUAAUGAGCCCAACAGUGUAGAAAUCAGUCUGACUGGUCCUCUUCGCUACCAGGGGCGUAUGUACAGGUCUGGUAGCCGAUUACAACUAGAUCUUCAGCCAUUUGAGAGCGUGCAAUUUCAGAGCCUGUUCGCCCUCUCCGGUACCCAAAUUACCGCCACAAAACCAGUCGCCGUGUUCUCAGGUCACUCUUGCACCUGGCGCUUCUCCAGAUGUAACCAUGUCUGUGAGCAGCUCCUGCCAGUUAGCAAAUGGGGUACCAACUUUCUUGUACCCCCGCUGAGCUUCCAAAAGAAAUUUGACAGCGUCUUUAUCCAGGCAUCACAGAGCACUCGUAUCACUGUCCAAACUGACAAAAAGGAUGUUUUUAGUUUGAGUAAGGGAGGGAUUAAGGAAAUCUCCUACCACGACCCCACAACACUUGCCAUAGAAGCUGACCAUGCCAUCCAAGUUCUCCUGCUCUUCAAUGGUGUUCCUUUAGGGGAAAACCAAUUCUAUGAUCCAUUUUUGAUGAACGUAGUGCCCACAAAUCUCUUCUGUUCCUCAUAUGCACUGCAGGGUCUGAAUGAAUUUGAUAACCAGGCUUUAAUUGUGGCUAAAACAGAUCAAAUGUUAGAUGUUAAAGUUGAUGGAGUGGUGCCCAGAGAUGUUCAGUGGAGAAGAAUUGAAGGGACAGAUUAUUCAUGGGCAAAAAUAUCCUACAAACUGACUCGAGAUGGUGCCGGCCCCACAGUUUCAAGCAGCGGCCCCUCCUUUGGUCUGUACAGCAUCGGGGUAAGCCAGAUGAACGGAUACGGUGCACCAGGACAAUGCAUCAAAUUAGGUUCUUCUGGAGAGAUGUCUGAUGAAUGUACAUCUUGCCACAAUGACGAUCAUGUGUCCACAAAACCAGGCACCUGCUGGGCAAUGGGGGAUCCACAUUAUUGCACAUUUGAUGGACGACACUUUAACUUUAUGGGCACUUGCACAUAUGUCAUGGCUAAAAGCACUGAAGUGCACAACAAUCUCCCAGAAUUUGAGGUUCUUUCUCAAAAUGAAAACCGAGGCAACCCCAGAGUGUCCUAUGUUGCCCUGGUCAUAGUCAAAGUCUAUGGCAUAACUAUAAUUGUGGCCCGCUCUGAAACUGGUUAUGUCAGGAUUGAUGAGACACGUUGGGCACUGCCUGUCACACUGAACAACAACAAACUGGUCCUAUUUCAGAGUGGUCGAUCUGUGGUCCUUGAGACAGCUUUUGGUCUGACUGUCCGUUAUGACUGGGAUAGCUCUCUAGUGAUCUCCCUGUCUGAAUCUUACAGUGGCAAAACUUCUGGCCUUUGUGGAAACUUCAAUGGAAACCCCAAUGAUGACUUUAGCACUCCCUCAGGCAAGCAGGUAGAGGGCGCUGUUGCAUUCGGCAGGAACUGGAAGGUGCCUGGAUUAGUUGAAGGUGCUUUGUGCAGGGAUGACUGUGUGGGCCAGUGUGAGAGAUGUGAGCACAGUCUAAUGAAGAGAUGGGAGGGAGAUGUGUUCUGUGGGGCAAUCACAAUGGUCUUAAAUGGACCAUUCAGUAAAUGCCAUAGAGUCGUUGACCCACAAGCCUACUUUGAAAACUGUAAAUAUGACAUCUGCAUGGGAGGGGGUCUGCGACGUUUCCUCUGCAAAGCUCUGGAAGACUAUGCUGAUGCCUGUCAAAGUGCAGGAAUUGAGCUCAACGACUGGAGAAAAAUAUCCAAAUGCCCUGCCAAGUGUCCAGCUAACAGCCACUAUGAGCCCUGUGGCAGCGCCUGCCCUGCCACCUGCUCUGACCCCGACGCGCCCACCAAAUGCAAACGCCCCUGUAUAGAGACCUGCUCAUGCAACAAGGACUUUGUGUGGAGCGGAAACAAAUGUGUCCCAGUCAAAAAAUGUGGCUGCACCUACAACGGGCGAUAUGUUCCUCCUGGGGAAUCAUUUUGGGCGGAUAAGGAUUGUCAAAAGCGGUGCCAAUGUGAUCCCAAAAGCCAUGAAGUGGAGUGCAAAGAGACAGGAUGUAGGAACGGAGAGCAGUGCAAAGUUGUAGAUGGCAUCAGAAAGUGUGCAGCUGUUUCUGAAAAAACAUGUCAGGCCACAGGUGACCCCCAUUAUAAGACCUUUGAUGGGAGGAGGUUCAAUUUCCAAGGUACCUGCGUGUACCAGCUAGCUGCCCUGUGCUCUAACGAUCCAGAGUUGGUCCCAUUUGAAGUUAUAGUGCAGAAUGACAACAGAGGCAGUAAAGUUGUUUCCUACACCAAAUUAGUUGAAGUCAAGGUCUACUCCCUUAGUAUUGUCAUUACAAGAACUCAUAAAGGACUUAUCAUGGUAAAUAAUGAAUUGGUAAACCUCCCUAUCAGUCUUCACGAUGGAGAAGUGAGUGUGUACAAAAGUGGGUGGUACGCCGUUGUUCACACGAACUUUGGACUAAAGGUUACAUUCAACUGGGAAAGUGCUGUUUUUGUAACCCUGCCCAGUACCUACAUGGGUGCGGUGUGUGGCCUAUGUGGCAACUACAACGGUAAAACAGAUGACGACCUUAUUCCUAAAAAUGGUCACAGUCCUGUUGAACCAGAAGCCUUUGGUGCGAGCUGGAGAGUGGCGGAGAUACCAGGAUGUGUGGAGGGGUGUAAAGGGAAGUGUCCUGAUUGUGACACAACUGAGAUGGCCAAAUAUGAGAAAAAUGAUUUUUGUGGCAUCAUUAGAGAUCCCAAGGGUCCUUUCCGCGACUGCCAUGCUAAAGUAGACCCUGCUGGCCAUUUUGAAGACUGUUUUGAUGUCUGCCUCUACAAUGGAAGAAAAGAUGUGCUGUGUCAGUCUAUCACAGAUUACACUUCUGCCUGUCAAAAAGCAGGAGCCAAGGUGUACAACUGGCGCACCAGUGAAUUCUGUGCUCUCAAAUGCCCAGUCAACAGUCACUAUGACAUCUGUACUGUUUCUUGGCCCGCUACCUGCCAAACCUACCUGAACAUGAUCCCCCGGGACCUCCUGGAAGGGUGUGAGGAGGGCUGCAGCUGUGAUGAGGGACACAUCCUCAGCGGAGACCUCUGUGUGCCAGUCUCACAGUGCGGCUGUGUUUUUCUAGACCGCUACUACCGCCUUGGCCAAGUAUUUUACCCCAGCGGACAAUGUGAGGAAGAAUGCAAAUGUGGACAAGAUGGACAGGUUGAAUGUAAAAAGUUCUCUUGUGGUCCUAAUGAAAAGUGUGCAAUAGAGAAUGGAGUCCAAAAGUGUCACCCAGUUGGGAAAGGAGUGUGCCAUGCCUCUGGUGAUCCCCAUUACUCCUCUUUUGAUGGAAGGAAAUUUGACUUCCAAGGAACCUGCACCUACACCCUGUCCCAGAGCUGUGGCCUGGAGGGCACUCACCUCACGCCCUUCUCCAUCCAGGUGGAGAAUGUGGAGUGGAACAAUAACAGGAGAGUGUCCGUCACAAAGCUUGUGGCUGUGAGAGUUUAUAACACAACGUUCAUCAUGAGAAAAAACAUGUUUGGAGUUCUGGUGAAUGAAAUCUUCCACUAUCUUCCAUUAAAUAUAAUGGAGGGUGCAGUACUGAUCUACCAGGAGGGGACUCAUUAUGUGAUUGAGACAGAUUUCGGGCUGCGAGUCACCUAUGACCUCAUCUAUCAUGUUAUUGUGACAGUGCCUGGCAAUUACCGCAAUAAGGUCUGUGGCCUGUGUGGCAACUUCAACGGUGAUCCCAAAGAUGACUUUCAGAUGCCUAACAAACAACUCACUAACAAUAUCAACAACUUUGGGCUAUCAUGGAAAGUCACUAUUCCAAAUGUUGUGUGUUCAAAUGGCUGUGAAGGAGACACCUGUCCCAACUGUGACAGCGCUCGUAAGGCUGUGUUCUCCAAGCCCACCUACUGUGGCAUAAUCACAGACCCCAAAGGUCCUUUUGCUGAGUGCCACAGUAAACUGGACCCACAGCCAUACUUUGAUGACUGUGUCUUUGAUGUGUGUGUGUCUAAUGGAGAAGGAAAGGUGCUCUGUGACAGUGUAGCUGCCUACACCUUUAACUGUCACAUGGCAGGAGUGGAUGUGAAAAACUGGAGGUCCCCUUCCUUCUGUCCUAUGAAGUGCCCGGCUAACAGCCACUAUGAGAUGUGUGCACACUCCUGCUCUACAGCCUGUUCUGGCCUCACAGAAAUAGUGCAGUGUCCCACCAGCUGUGCAGAGGGCUGUCAAUGUGACACAGGUUUCCUGUUUAAUGGACAAACAUGUGUCAAAGAGACCGAGUGUGGCUGCUACGACCAGGGAAAAACCUACAAGCCGGGUGAACUUGUUUACAAUGAAGACUGUACAAGAAAGUGUAUGUGUAAUCCAGCUAAAGGUUUGGUUUGUGAAAACCACUCAUGUCCUCAAGGCACCAAAUGCACAGUGAAGGAAGGCAUUCAGGGAUGCUACUACACAGAUCCCUGCAAAAAUGUAAAGUGCCGGGUUAAAGAAAAGUGCCUAGUUGAAAAGGGUGAAGCUGUGUGUGUGCCUGAGUACACUGGCAUCUGCUGGGCCUGGGGUGAUCCACACUAUCACACCUUUGAUAACUAUAACUUUGACUUCCAAGGCACCUGCAGAUAUGUCAUCUCAAAGACAUGUGGGGACUUGGAUGGUCUAGUGCCCUUCUCAAUCACAGAGAAAAAUGACAACAGAGGAAACAGAGCAGUUUCCUAUGUCAGAGAUGUGGAAUUGUCUGUGUAUGGAUAUAGGAUCAAUGUUGGGAAGAACCAAGUUGGCAAAGUCACUGUGGAUGGAGAGCUUCUAAAUUUGCCCUUGGUUUUGGAUGUGGAGGGCAAAGUGGUGUCUCUUGUUCAAAUGGGACAUUGGAUCAAAAUCAAGACUGACUUCGGCCUCAUUGUCACCUAUGACUGGAACUGGGAGCUUGUGAUCAGGCUUCCAAGUUCAUACUACAACCUGGUCUGUGGUCUGUGUGGCAACUUUAAUGGCAACGCCCGCGAUGAGCUUCGAAAUCCAGCCGGCAAAUCUGUGCCCUCUAUCAUCGAGUGGGGCAAAAGCUGGCAAACCCCUGAGCAAGACACUCCAUGCUGGGACACUUGUGACCAUAACUGUCCAACUUGUGAUGGCGACCAACGUAAGCUGUAUGAGACUGAAGCCUUGUGUGGAGCUCUCACCUCCAGAACUGAGAAUGUGUUUCAGAAGUGUCAUGAUGUAGUGGACCCAGGUGCCUUCAUGAACAGCUGUGUGUAUGACAUGUGUUUCAACAAAGGAGACAAGAAGCUGCUCUGUCAGGCUAUGGCCUCCUACAGUCAGCGUUGUCGUGAGGAGGGAGUCAUUAUCAAAGGCUGGAGGCAGAAGUUUGGCUGUCCAAUGAACUGUCAGCGCCACAGCCACUUUGAAGAAUGUGCCAGCCCGUGCCAGCCAUCAUGCCCCUUCCCAGAACAACAGGAGAAAUGCAUUGGCGCUUGUUUAGAGACAUGCGUGUGUGAUAAGGGCUACGUUCUGAGUGCUGGGGUCUGUGUGCCUGCUAAAACCUGCGGCUGCUCAUAUCAGGGUCGCUACUACAAACCCGGCCAACGGUUUUGGGAGGGCCAGGCUUGUGGGCGCCUCUGUGAGUGUGAUACAACUCUGGGGAUGGUGAUAUGCAAAGAGGCAUCCUGUGCUGCCAAUGAGAAGUGCACAGUUGUGGACGGGGUCCGUGCCUGUCGGCCCACCAGCCACGCCACAUGCACAGCCUCAGGGGACCCCCACUACCGCACUUUUGAUGGUCGCAGAUUUGAUUUCCAGGGUACAUGUGUGUAUCAGCUGGUAGCUCUGUGCUCUGAGAAGCCUGGUCUGGUGCCAUUUAAAGUGACUGUAGAGAAUGAACACAGGGGGAACAACAAGGCAGUGUCCUUCACCAAAACUGUCACCCUAAGUAUUUAUGGCACCACUCUCACCAUCAGCAGAGACUACCCCAACAAAAUCCUGCUUAAUGGACAGCUCGAGUCUCUGCCCCUGGAGUACAGUGAUGAUCUGCUGGUGUUUCACAGUGGCCGCACAGCCGUGGUGGAGACCGCUGCGGGCAUCACUCUGACCUUUGACUGGCUCAGCACUGUCUCUGUGACUCUGCCCGGCAACUACCAGGGCGCCGUGUGCGGUCUGUGCGGCAACUACAAUGGACGAGCAGAGGAUGAUCUGACCAUGCGCGAUGGCCAGGCUGCUGCUGAUGGAGUCAAGCUGGGCGAAAGCUGGCAGGUGGCCCUUGUUCCAGGCUGUUCAUCAGUCUGCCAGGGGCCAUGGUGCCACGCUUGUACAGACUCCCAGAGAGAAGUGUAUAGAGCACAGAAAUACUGUGGCAUUAUUACAGACAAAGCGGGCCCUUUCAAAGAGUGUCACAAUCGGGUUGAUCCUGUCCCGUAUCUGGAAGACUGCGUGUUUGAUGCCUGUCAUUAUAAUGGGCACCAUGGCACACUAUGUGAUGCUAUAAGUGCAUAUGUCUUUGCCUGUCAACGCUCUGGAGUAGCUGUCCGCUCUUGGAGAACAGAGACUUUCUGUCCGAUGCAGUGCCCUGCUAAUAGCCAUUACACCCUCUGUGCCACGGGCUGCCCAGCCACCUGUGCCAGCUUAACCUCUAUGAACUGCAACAGGCCCUGUACAGAAACGUGUGAAUGUGAUGAGGGCUUCCUGCGGAGUGGGGAUGUGUGUGUGCCUGUUAAAGACUGUGGCUGCUCCUAUGAUGGACACUAUUACAGGAAAGGGGACGUCUUCUACCCAGAGAACGAGUGUGUGGAGAGGUGCUCCUGUGGAGACAACGGAGCAGUUUCAUGUGAAAAAGCCAAAUGCCACCCUGGUGAAGUCUGUAGACUGGUGAAUGGUGUGAAAGGCUGCCACCCUGAGGGCCAGGCCACGUGUGUGGCUUCUGGUGACCCACAUUACAUUUCCUUUGAUGGGCACAGGUUUGAUUUUCAGGGUACCUGCGUUUAUGUUCUGGCCAAGGUUUGUGAUGAUGACAAAGGCCAGCUGACGCCAUUCACUGUAACCCAAGGAAAUGAGAAGUAUGGGAAUAGAAACGUGGCUGUGACAAAGUCGGUCGCAGUGUCAGUCUAUGGUUUUGUCAUCUACAUUCAACAGGGAGUCUCAUGGAAAGUUAUUGUGGAUGAUGAACUUAUCAACCUGCCCCUGUCCUUAAAUGAUGGCCGUAUACAAAUCACUCAAGAAGGCAGUAACAUUAUCGUUAGAACUGACUUUGGGUUGACCGUUCUCUAUGACACAGUCUAUUAUGUUGAAGUCAUUGUGCCCUCUACAUACAUGGGAAAGAUGUGUGGGCUUUGUGGCAACUACAACAAAAACUCCAAAGAUGACUUCAUGCUCCCAGGUGGCAGAGUGAACAAUGAUGUCGAUGAAUUUGGGAAGUCUUGGGUGGUGGAUCUUCCUGGAUUCCUGUGUGGAGGGUGUGGUAGUCAGUGUCCAGUCUGUGAUGAGGCCAAAGCAGUUUUAUUUGGAAAGCCAAACUCCUGUGGUAUCAUAAGUGCGCCUAAUGGGCCUUUUAAAGCCUGCCACAGCAAAAUUGAUCCAGCGACUUACGUCUCUCACUGUGUCUUUGAUGUCUGUGCGAUGGAUGGCAACAAGGGUACUCUGUGCAACAGUGUCCUGGCAUACGCCCUGGCCUGUCAGAGUGCUGGGGUCCAAAUCCAGUCAUGGAGAACAGACUCCUUCUGCCCUGGUUUGUGCCCAGAGAACAGUCACUAUGAGCUGUGUGCUGACACGUGUGGAUUUAACUGUGCUAAUCUAAUGCACCCAGUCUCCUGUUCAAAGGCCUGCUUUGAAGGCUGCCAGUGUGACCAUGGCUUUGUUUUUGAUGGGAUUCAGUGUGUUUCCAUGGAGAACUGUGGAUGUGAACACAACGGCAGAUAUCUAAUGAUUGGUGAAACAGUGGUGGAUCGACACUGUAAGUCCAAAUGUGAAUGCCAGACAUCUGGGACAAUGAGAUGUGAAAGCCUGACCUGUGACAGCAGCAAAGUUUGUGAAGUUCGAAACGGUGUCCGAGACUGCCAUAUGAAACAAGGCCAGUGUACCAUAGACCGGACCGGUGACCUCUCCUCGUUUGACGGCAUGACUGGACCCAUGGAUGUUCUGGGGGCCUUCGAGGUGGCCUCUUUGUGUGACGUCAGUUCACCGUUCUGGUUCAGGGUGGUGGUGGACGUUUGGAACUGCAAGAUGGGCAUUCAUUCUGUGGACACAGUUUAUGUCUUCUUCGCUAAUGCCUCUAUUGCAGUGAAUAGAAAACAUGAGACCUGGCUAAACGGCAGGAAAGUGUCUCUUCCUCUAAAAGUGGGCUGUGAUAUCUCCGUGCACAUCUCAGACCGGAAUGUUGUUAUCGAGAGGGCGUCGGCUGUUCGGGUCACAUACUCCAUCCCACAGGAGGUCACUGUAAUUGUGGACACCAGCCUCUCUUAUAAAAUGUGCGGCGCCUGUGGUAACUACAAUCACAACUCCAAAGAUGACAUGACAACGGCAGAUGGAAAAAUCGUUUCGGAUGUGUCUGCGGUCAUGAGCUCCUGGCGUGCGGGCGAUUUUUCAAGCUGUGCCCAACCUGCACAUAAUGAAAAUAUUUAGUUCUGAGGGUAAAGAGCCAUAUUAGAAGGGAAAAAAAAAAAAACGCUAUGGGAAAACUUUACAUCCAUGCAGCCUACUAUCUUCAUUCACUUUUGUUAUGGGUAUAUUAUACUGUUUCUCCUGGCUUAUUUUGGACCAACAGCUCCAUCUUGUGGUGAGGGGAAGUAUUAACCACAUUCUUGGCGGACCAGUCCGUCCUUAUCAGUCUAUCUAUAUACAUGUUUUACAUUUUUCUUUUGCUGGCUAAU
Messenger RNA from Boleophthalmus pectinirostris (great blue-spotted mudskipper), 9412 nucleotides. RefSeq names its product IgGFc-binding protein. Lineage: Eukaryota; Metazoa; Chordata; Actinopteri; Gobiiformes; Gobiidae. Gene Ontology annotation, molecular function: protein binding. The record is from RefSeq and is a predicted model, not a curated record.